Molecule: messenger RNA, 1782 nt
Organism: Alnus glutinosa
Lineage: Eukaryota; Viridiplantae; Streptophyta; Magnoliopsida; Fagales; Betulaceae
Product: teosinte glume architecture 1-like
Exons: 4
Coding region: 266-1402 (378 amino acids)
Cellular component (GO): nucleus
Molecular function (GO): DNA binding
Source: RefSeq, a predicted model, not a curated record
CAGAUGGGCCUUUCUUGCAGGGAAGUCUCAGGCCUGUAAAAUAUAGAGUUUUAAUGUACUCCUUUCCUGUCCCUAUAGCUCUUCUAUAUUCAAACUUGACCUCUGUCCUUUUUCUCCUGGAGGGAACAGGGAUAUUGGAAAUUCGUCUCCAGUUUUCACUGAAAGUGAGUAAAUUGCUCCCUCUAUAUACGGCAUAUGAGGUAUCUAUAUCCAAGCAGGGAAACAAAAAGGAGAAUAAAUUGUGAAAGAGCUUUAGUGGCUUGCUAUGGACUGGGACUGGAAGGACCUCGGAUGGGAUUCAAUUGAGUUGGAGGAAAAAGAGGAUAGCUGCCUUGCCGGCCUUGUUGGCUCCAGUGGAUUUAUGGUGGACUUGAAGCUCGGUAGGAUAUCUGCUGAUAUGGAAGAAGAGAGAUCUGUAGAUGGCUUGAAGGACCAAGGAGCCUCAACAAUGGUGUCAUCGCCUUCAGGACCAUCGAAAAGGACACGUAUGCUCAGUGGGACUCAAAAAAUUUCAUGCUUAGUUGAUGGAUGCAAGGCAGACCUCCAUAAGUGUAGAGAGUAUCAUCGGCGCCACAGGGUUUGCGAACGCCACUCGAAGACCCCAGUGGUGACUGUAGGGGGAAAAGAGCAGCGGUUCUGCCAACAAUGUAGCAGAUUCCAUUCCCUGGGGGAGUUUGAUGAUGAGAAGAGAAGCUGCAGGAAACGCCUUGAUGGACACAACAUGCGCCGAAGGAAAUCUCAGCCGGAACCCCUUUACCUCAGUUCUGAGCAGUUUCUGUCGAAUUACAAAGGCCCCAGAAUCUUGCAAUUCAGUAGUCCACAGAUAUAUGCGACUACUACUCUGAGAAAUAGCCGGCCUGGGAUUGCUAGAAGUGAAGCAGAAGCUAUGAUUUAUAAUCAUCACCGACGCUUGCCUAUUACUGAUGGACAAAGUCCUCCGAAUUCCUUUGCCUUCAUCUUCAAUGAGGAAAAUAAACUGUUCUCUUUCGUACAGGAAAAUGACCCUAAAGGAGGCAAUCAAGCAGCUUCUGAAGCUUCUGUCUACCACCCACUUCCUAAUAGCAUUGCUUCAUCGGAAAGUGGAAGGGCUGGCCAUAAUAUGUUGUCGGCCAGCGGUAUAACACAAUCCAUUGACUUGGGUUGUGCUCUCUAUCUUCUGUCAUCACAUCCCACACAAACUUCAGCAAGAGGUUUGAGCCACUUGGUCGAGUCCAGUGUGAGCCAUCCAAUUCAAUCCUUGGACUCAGUACAGCAGUCUAAUGGAGUGGCUCAGUACUCAUGCUCUCAUGGCAUAAAGGACAAGUCUUCUACAGGCCUAGUUUUUGUUCCUGAUGCGAAUGAAACCAAUAUAUACUGCAGUGGAAUGUUUCAAGGGGCGCUUGAUUCCUUGUUGGAAAGUUAGGCCUCACCAAAGCUGCCUAUUUGGUAGGAGUAAUCUGCUCCUGAGGUAAUUUCCUGGUUGGGGAAUGCUUACUAAUCUUUCCGCUUCAAUAAUAUUUUCGGGAGUAAGCAACUCAUGAAAACUCCCCCAAAGCUUUUAGUUGUGGAAUGUUAUUGACUUCCUUUCCCCGCCGGGGAAAGCGUGGAUUGUUUUAAAUACUUGUAUCGUGGCUGCGUAUUAUUUUCGGAUGUAGAUCGGGUUCAAUGAGCUGCUCGUAUUGCUUGGACAGGUGAAGGUCUACUUGUCCUCUCACAUGAACUGCCCGUAUUGUCAUUGCACCCGACUAUUCUCUAUAUAUGCUCUUUGUUUUUAGAGGCAUAGUAAACUCUAUCUAUGCUAUA